GCCCUCACCAACGACGUUUCAAACAAAACUGCUCUCCGCCGCUUUCUCUCGUCUCAAUCUGUUUGCUAUUCGAUUCCACCUCCCUUUUGCCAAGAAUGGGCAGUGCUGGAAAUAAUCGAAGUAGCUAUGGGGAAUACACUUAUGCAAACUUGGAGAGGGAGCCAUACUGGCCUUCUGAGAAACUAUGGAUCUCUAUCACAGGAGCUGGAGGCUUCAUUGCCUCCCACAUUGCAAGGCGGCUGAAGAGGGAAGGGCACUACAUUAUUGCAUCUGAUUGGAAGAAGAAUGAACACAUGGCGGAGGAGAUGUUCUGCCAUGAGUUCCACCUCAUGGAUUUGAGGGUCAUGGACAAUUGCUUGAAGGUCACUCGCAGUGCAGAUCAUGUAUUUAAUCUUGCUGCUGACAUGGGAGGGAUGGGUUUUAUUCAAUCAAACCAUUCUGUGAUCAUGUACAACAACACCAUGAUCAGUUUCAACAUGCUUGAAGCUGCAAGGAUUAAUGGAGUGAAAAGGUUCUUCUAUGCAUCCAGUGCUUGCAUUUACCCAGAAUUUAAGCAGCUGGACACUAAUGUGAGCUUGAAAGAAUCUGAUGCUUGGCCUGCAGAGCCUCAAGAUGCUUAUGGCUUAGAGAAACUUGCGACUGAGGAAUUGUGCAAGCACUACACUAAAGACUUUGGUAUUGAGUGUCGGAUUGGGCGGUUCCAUAACAUCUAUGGCCCUUAUGGAACUUGGAAAGGUGGGAGAGAGAAGGCUCCUGCUGCUUUCUGUAGAAAGGCAAUCACCUCGACCGACAAGUUUGAGAUGUGGGGAGAUGGGCUGCAAACUCGAUCCUUCACAUUCAUUGAUGAAUGUGUGGAAGGUGUCCUGAGAUUGACAAAGUCAGACUUCAGAGAGCCGGUGAACAUUGGAAGUGAUGAAAUGGUGAGCAUGAAUGAGAUGGCUGAGAUGGUACUCAGAUUUGAGAACAAAAAGCUGCCCAUCUAUCACAUUCCUGGCCCGGAAGGGGUCCGUGGCCGCAAUUCCGACAACACUCUGAUUAAAGAGAAACUGGGUUGGGCCCCAACAAUGAAACUGAAGGAUGGUCUCAGGAUCACAUAUUUCUGGAUAAAGGAGCAAACUGAAAAGGAGAAAUCUCAGGGGGUAGACUUGUCUGUCUAUGGAUCAUCCAAGGUGGUAGGGACACAAGCACCUGUUCAAUUGGGUUCACUUCAUGCAGCUGAUGGAAAAGAAUGAAAUUAUUGCCAGUGGCUGCAAGAUGCAGAUGUGAUCCUUUAUCUGUUUUGGAAUGGGAGGAAAAGUCUGGCUAUGGAUGGUGGAAAUUUAACUGAAAUGGUGUCUUGUUUUCACAUUAUUCCUGAUAGUAAGUUAAGGGAUGUCUUUUUGUUUCCUAUGUCUUGGUGGUUAUGCCUCCUCUUGUAGGUUGCUGUUAUAGUCUAUGUAUUGCAUGUAUUAGCGUUACUUUCCUUUUCUCUGGGAGAUGCAAAAUAAAAAACAAUGGAAUAAGCUCUCUUUGUUAUUCUGUUAUACUUGAUUAUUCUCUUCAUGCAAAUCAGAUUUCUGGCA
This is a messenger RNA of Phoenix dactylifera (date palm), 1562 nucleotides long. Its product is annotated as GDP-mannose 3,5-epimerase 2-like. Gene Ontology annotation, molecular function: NAD binding; GDP-mannose 3,5-epimerase activity. NCBI's taxonomy places the organism in Eukaryota, Viridiplantae, Streptophyta, Magnoliopsida, Arecales, Arecaceae. The record is from RefSeq and is a predicted model, not a curated record.